CGCGGCUGGGAACGGUAGAGUCUUCCCGUCCUGAGGCCGGCGCGCAGACCUCGGGUCCUGGAGGCUCCCGGUUCCCGGGCACUGCCGCCGGGCGUAGUCGUCGCAGCGGCCCGCCUUUCCCCAGCUCUGAGCGGCCGAGGUCACCAUGAGUCCGGGGUUCCGCCGGGCCGUCGCCGGGCAGGGGGCGGCGGCCGCAGUGCAAUUGCUGGUCACCCUGAGCUUCCUCCCAAGUCUGGUCAAGACCCAGGUGACUGGAGUGCUGGAUGAUUGCUUGUGUGACGUUGACAGCAUUGAUAACUUCAACACCUUCAAAAUCUUCCCCAAAUUACAAAAGUUACAAGAACGAGACUAUUUUCGUUAUUACAAGGUUAAUCUGAAGCGACCAUGUCCUUUCUGGGCAGAAGAUGGCCACUGCUCAAUAAAAGACUGUCAUGUGGAGCCCUGUCCAGAGAGCAAAAUUCCAGUUGGAAUUAAAGCUGGGCCUUCAAAUAAGUACUUGCAAGUGGCAAACAAUACCAAAGAACUCGAAGACUGUGAGCAGGCUAACAAGCUGGGCGCCAUCAAUAGUACAUUAAGUAACGAAAGCAAAGAAGCAUUCAUUGACUGGGCGAGAUAUGAUGACUCACAGGAUCACUUUUGUGAACUAGAUGAUGAGCGAUCUCCUGCUGCACAGUAUGUGGACCUGCUGCUGAACCCAGAGCGGUACACCGGCUACAAGGGCUCCUCGGCAUGGAGGGUGUGGAACAGCAUCUAUGAAGAGAACUGCUUCAAGCCUCGGUCUGUGUAUCGGCCUUUAAAUCCCCUGGCACCCAGCCGAGGGGAAGAUGAUGGAGAAUCAUUCUAUACAUGGCUAGAAGGUUUGUGUCUUGAGAAAAGAGUCUUCUACAAGCUUAUAUCAGGACUUCAUGCCAGCAUCAAUUUACAUCUGUGUGCAAAUUAUCUUCUGGAAGAAAACUGGGGCAAACCUAGUUGGGGACCUAACAUCAAAGAAUUUAAACGCCGCUUUGACCCUGUGGAAACAAAGGGGGAGGGUCCAAGAAGGUUGAAAAAUCUGUACUUUUUAUACUUGAUUGAGCUUCGUGCUUUGUCAAAGGUGGCCCCUUAUUUUGAGCGCUCAAUUGUUGAUCUUUACACUGGCAACUUGGAAGAAGAUGCCGACACCAAGACCCUUCUGCUCAGCAUCUUUCAGGACACAAAGUCCUUCCCCAUGCACUUUGAUGAGAAGUCCAUGUUUGCAGGUGACAAAAAGGGGGCCAAGUCUUUAAAGGAGGAAUUCCGGUUACAUUUCAAGAACAUCUCACGUAUCAUGGACUGUGUCGGAUGUGAUAAGUGCAGAUUGUGGGGGAAAUUGCAGACUCAGGGUUUAGGAACUGCCUUGAAGAUACUCUUCUCUGAAAAAGAAAUCCAAAAACUUCCGGAGAACAGUCCAUCUAAAGGUUUCCAGCUUACUCGGCAAGAAAUAGUUGCUCUUUUAAAUGCUUUUGCAAGGCUUUCGACAAGCAUAAGAGAAUUACAGAACUUUAAAGCAUUAUUACAUCACAGGAGGUAAUGAAGACUUUUCUGUCUCUGUAGACAUAAUGGACUGUGUGAAGCCUUUUAGCCUUGGACAUUGAGGAGAGAGACUAAGUGUCUAAGACUUCAAGAAUUCUGAACUCUUAAAGAGAAAACUCAAAUGUUCACUUGAAUAUUUAUGAUCCUUAAUAGACUAUCAAUUAGAGAUAUUUAUAAAUGAAGUAUAUACUUUAAAAUUGUAAGUUAUACUAAUCCCAUGUUUGUUUCACAUUGGUUUUAUUUGUAUUGUAUUACCCUUCAUUCCUAGUCGUCAAACUUGAAAUGACUGUGUCUAUCCUGAGAAGACUAUUCAGUCUGUUAUAGAAAAAGAACUAGGGAACCAGUGCUGCCUAGGGCUGGUCUCAGUGACAAAUUUGUCAAUGCUGUAGUUAGUGUCUUAGCCUUGCCUAACACUGUGUGUCAUCUUCUGUAACACAGGGCUGUCACUCUAAUGACUAGGCCUUUCAAUGACUAGUGAGAGGUUCUGGAUGACUUCCCAGGACUUCAACCAUUUUAAGAUGUUUAGUUGCUGUUGCUGCUUUGGUUUUGGCCUAAAGGGUCCUGCCUUGGUGAAGGUGGGUAAGUGUCCUCCCAUGCUCACUUGGCCAGAUGUCCUGUGUACACCGGGCUGGCUCAAGAGUGGAGUGUCCUUUACCUAAAGCCUACAGCUCCCCUUCUUCUGACUUCUUUGUUCCUCUCCUAAUUAUAAACAUUUUCAGUUAUUUUAUGAAAAGCCCUAUUUAUUUAAUGGAUUGUUUAUUCAUAAAAUUUGAAUGGGAUCCUAUGGGUUUAUAAUGCUACUUGCAUUAUACACAAAUUUUGCUGUUUUAAAGUAAGCAUUUUCAAUGUUUGAUUUUGAACACAAUCUAUGCAAUCCUCUACCUCUUUGUGUGAUUCUUUCUGGUGAGAUGCUUCGGCAGGAGUGUCACCACCACCACCACCACCACCACCACCACCACCACCACCACCACCCAUUCCUCCCAACCCCCACCUUCCAUUAAUUCCAGAUCAGUCGUCCUUGGUGUGACUUAAGACAGUAGAGGACUUAAAGGCCCUAGACUGUCAUUUUCUAAACCUGGAAUUUAAAGUCUUUAAAUGUUUUAAAUCUUGGUUCUUUUAAAGGUGGCAGUGGAUAAUGGGAUUACUUGAAAGGUUUUUAUCUAUGUGGAAGUAAUUCGAGUCCAAAGUCUCUUCUCCUUAGAUUCCAUCUUGCUGAAGUAAACAGUAAGUGCUCUUACCCACAUUUUAUCUGCCAAAGUCUGGACUGUGUUCCUUGUGACUUCACGGUGUGUGCAGAUUGAGUUGCUCGUUCCUCUUGAUGCUUCGUCAUCCACUGUGGAGGUGUGACUGGGGACUGGGGCCUCACUAGUUACUUCCCUCCUAAUUUCUAACCUUUAUAAACUUCAUGUUUUGUUGAUAGUGGGGAAUUUUAUAGGUUGAUUUUUCUUUUAAGCUGGCUUCCAGUUUUCCUUUUUCUUUGCUUUUUACUUUUAGAGUUGUGUUACCAGGUGAUGGGAGUGGGCCACUGUAAGACAAAAAGUCUACAAAAUGAAUACCAGUGUACCAGUGACCUUGCCAGUACAUCAGUAAGAAGUGUUCUGUAGUGUCCAUUUAGAAUGUAAGGAAAUGUGAAAAUUUUGCACUUUGUCUAUUUUUAUUUUAAAUGCAGAGGUCAUUUUGGUAAUGUCACUUACCAAUACUGCAGUUAGAUGCUAUUGUUUUAAACUAUUUGCUUGAGGGAAAAAAAAUCUUAGUUUCCACUUGAAUUUUUCUUAACUAUGGUUUGCUUCAAGCUUAGGACACACAGUAGUAUUAGAGUGUUCUAGGGAAUUGAAAAGAUGUGUUUAAGUUAAAAUAUACUCAAGGCUUUACUGAAUUUCCUCAGUAAGGCAAGUAUUUUGAAGUUGAUAUUUGUUGGAUAACUUUUACUUACAUUAGGAUUGUGUGCGUGGCCUACAUUUCUGCCGUCUGAGGACUGUGGAGAUUGUAGGCUGGCCCUGGUGAUGAGUCUGGUCCUCGGGAGGCUGUCAGCCAGUUCUGUUACCAGAGCCAGGGGGAGCACGGUUUAGCUGAGAGUGAUUGACAGCUGAGCAACAGAUGCUGUCUAUCUGCGUCUCAUCACCUACUGCAAAAAUCUAGCAUCUGACAGCAAAACUGACGGAAAUAAUUAGACCUGAUGACGAAAUCAACAUGAAGAGGAGGAAGUGUUUUCUCCUGGUGGACUACAUUGGCUUUCCUUUAAUGGUAUCUGUUUUAGACAGAUUAUACAUACUAAAAUGGUCAAUGUUCAGUAUUCGGUAUUGGAUUAUGUGGAGGAUCAGCCAAAACAAGAUCUCAGUUUUGAAACUUGACAGGUCAAAUGUUGGGCUCCUGUACUGUCCGUGUGAAACGCUGUGCCGUGUUUCUCGACUCUGCCUAGGUAUGUAAGGAAGGACAGCUGUGCUGGUCUUCACAGCAUUGCCUUCAGCUGGACAUCUGGAAACAGUUCACAGUAGGCCUCUCAGCAGUCUGCAGAUUGAAGUUCCCGCAGAAGCCAUAGCUAGUCACCAAAAGGCUCAGACCAGGUACACAGUGUCAUGGAAACUCCUUGGUACAAGCCAAACACAGAAAUCCACAUGUCCUUUAUUUGAAAUAACAUCUACAGGUGCAGCUUUGAGUUUUCUGAGCAGAAUUCCAAAUAAUUCACUGUUGUACCCACCAAAAUCUAGACCAUGAAUUAAAGUACAUGUUUCUGCAA
Peromyscus maniculatus bairdii (prairie deer mouse) is the source of this 4288-nucleotide messenger RNA. RefSeq names its product endoplasmic reticulum oxidoreductase 1 beta (gene Ero1b). The record is from RefSeq and is a predicted model, not a curated record. Gene Ontology annotation, molecular function: protein-disulfide reductase activity; FAD binding; thiol oxidase activity. Gene Ontology annotation, biological process: protein folding in endoplasmic reticulum. NCBI's taxonomy places the organism in Eukaryota, Metazoa, Chordata, Mammalia, Rodentia, Cricetidae. Gene Ontology annotation, cellular component: endoplasmic reticulum; endoplasmic reticulum membrane.